Molecule: messenger RNA, 3347 nt
Organism: Notothenia coriiceps (black rockcod)
Lineage: Eukaryota; Metazoa; Chordata; Actinopteri; Perciformes; Nototheniidae
Product: calponin homology domain-containing protein DDB_G0272472-like
Exons: 6
Coding region: 51-3347 (1098 amino acids)
Biological process (GO): regulation of transcription by RNA polymerase II; regulation of mRNA processing
Cellular component (GO): nucleus
Molecular function (GO): sequence-specific DNA binding
Source: RefSeq, a predicted model, not a curated record
GGGUGGAGGAAGGCGUUGCUCGUUGCUCUCGCUGACUAGAGGAACGGAAAAUGGCGGACCUCGAAGACGUUACGCUGGACGGUAGACCGCUCCAGUCCCUUCGAGUUGCGGAUUUAAAAGCUGCUCUUGAGGAGAGGGGACUCUCUAAAAGCGGGCAGAAGAAUGCACUCAUUAAAAGACUCAAAGGGGCCCUCAUGCUGGAGAAUCUGCAGAGGACCUCAACCAAUCACAUCGGACUGCAGCCAAACUCACAGAUUGGAGAAGAAAUGAGCCAGAACAGCUUCAUCAAGCAGUAUCUGGCUAAACAACAGGAGCUCCUGAGGCAGCGGCUCGAGAGAGAGGCCCGUGAAGCAUAUGACACUAAUGAUCAAGAGGACCACACAGAAGUUAAUAACAGUACACCAUGCCCUCCUCCAGCCCAGGAAGCCCCGCCACCAUUGGCUGAGCAGCACAAGCCACCCGGCCCCUCCGGUGUUGAGGGAUUGUUUGGAGCAGCGAACGAGGCAGAGGCUAACAGAAACCAGGAAGCCCACAUGUCCGGUCCUCCUGCGUCUGGCUCUGUGGCCAUGCGCGUUCCUGUCGCAGAGCACCGACCAGAAAGGGGGUCCGCCUCCAACCAAGUCGCAGCCGACAGCAACGAUGACGACAGUGAUGACGGAGACGAGGAUGGCGACAACGACGAUUGGGAAGGAGGCGCUCGCAGGAGAAGCAACAGAGAGCCGGCCAGAGCUCCCGCGUCCAGAGAGAGGUCCGGAGCCCCCUGUCAACCCCCUCAGCAACACAUGCCUUCCCUUCUAUCCCCUCAACUCCGCCAGCCUACACCUCCUCCCUCCCCACCUCCAGAGUUAUCAUUCCCCUUGCCGGACACCCCUAAACAGAGCCCCCCAAGUCCAGAUGUAGCCGCAGCUGGGCGUUCAUCCAGUACUUCCAGCUCCGGCUCCUCCAGCAGCGACAGCCGCAGCAGCAGCCCGGAGCCGCAGAGGAGUGCCGAGCGCAAGCCCGGCCCGCUGACCCUUCUGGCCCGCAAAAUGGAGUCAGAAGGUGCUUUCUCUGGAGCAGGUUGGCACCGCGCCGCCGGUGUUGAAGGCGACGGCAGAGGGCCUUUAGAGGGUCUGGUUUCUGCCAUAACCCACACAGCUAAUGCGGCAGGGCACAUGUCAUUUUCCACGAUUCCAGGCAUCCCAGGAGCAUAUCCGGCCCAUAUUCAAGCACCCGUGAGUGUGCUCAAGGCCACCGCAACAGAAGAGAGGGACAGAGAGAGGGACUCUCAGUUAGAAAGAGAAAAGGCCCUUGAGCUGGAAAGGCAAGAGAAACAGAGAAAAGAGCGGGCCAUGGAGGAAGAGCGGGAAAGGGCCUUUGCACUGGCUUUAGAAAGAGAGGAACGAGAAAAGGCUUUGCAGCGCGAGAGAGAGCUUGCUCUAGAGCGAGAGAGACAGGUGAGGGAACUCGCUUUGGCUAAAGAGAGGGAAGAGCGAGCCUUGGCACAAGAGCUGGAGAGACGGAGGUCCCUGGAGCAGGAGCGUCUGCAGAGAGAAAGGAAAGAGAGGGAGAAGCGAGAGAGGGAAGAAAUGGAGAGGGCCAAAGAGCAGGAAAGAGCCAGGGCUUUGGAGCAAGAAAGGAAAGAGAGAGAAAGGGCUCUGGAGCAAGAGAGGCUACAGAGGGAACGAGCUCUGGAGGCUGAGAGGAUCGAGAGAGAAAUGGCUUUGGAGCAGGAGAGGCUGGAAAGAGAAAGGUUUGAGAGGGAGAAAGCCUUAGAGCAAGAGAGACUGGAGAGGGAGAGAGCCAUCGAGCAAAAGCGACUGGAGAGGGAGAGAGCUCUGGAGCAGGAGAGACUCGAGAGGGAGAAAGCCAUAGAGAAGGAGAGAAGAGAAAGAGCUAUAGAGCAGGAAAGAUUGGAGCGGGAGAGAGCCCAAGAGCAACAGAGGUUAGUGCUCGAGAGGAAGGAAAAGGAGAGAAUCGAGAGAGAGAAAGUGUUGGAGCAAGAAAGGAAAGAGAGGGAAAAGGCAUUGGAACAGGAGGAGAAGGAGAGAUUUGAAGCUCUGGAACGGGAGAGGAAGGAGAAAGAAAGAUUUGAUGCUCUGGAACGGGAGAGGAAAGAGAAGGAAAUAUUUGAUGCUCUGGAACGGGAGAGGAAGGAGAAGGAAAUAUUUGAUGCUCUGGAACGGGAGAGGAAGGAGAAGGAAAUAUUUGAUGCUCUGGAACGGGAGAGGAAGGAGAAGGAGAGAUUUGAAGCUCUGGAACGGGAGAGGAAGGAGAAGGAAAGGGCCGAAAAAGAAAGGCUGGACAGGGAGAAGGCUUUAGAGCAGGAGAGACUCGAGAAGGAGAGGCUUGAGAGGGAGAAAGCUCUUGAGCAGGAGAAACUCGAGAGGAAGGAGAGGGCUCAGGAACACGAGAAGCUAGAAAAGGAGAAAUCCUUGCAGAAAGAAAAGAAGGAGCAGGAGACAGCCUUGGAACAGGAGAAAGAGAGGGCUAGAAUGGCCGAAAAGGAGAGGGAAAGUCACCUCCCUCCGUUCAAACGCGGCCGCGAGCUUGGUUUCACCUCCCUGCCCACUCCUACCCUCCUCUCCACUGGACCGGCCGCAAAGUCAUCGGCAGAGGAAGGCGAGAAGGUAGAUGCCCAUGCUAAAUCCAGCAUCUCACCAACACCUCUGUCGCCUCAGUCCACAUUCAAGAAGUUCCGCUUCCAACGGGAGCCCCCAAUUCAAUCGUCCUCGCCUUCCAUGGUCAUCAAGCGGCCCCGUAACUUCUCAGACACCCCCCAGCCCCGGGCCUUAACCGUCUCUGCGCUAACAGAAGUUACACAGCAGGAAGGACUCAAGUCCUCCACCGAACAGGAAGACCCACAGAAAAAGCAGGAGGUUGCUGCGAAGGCGCCCGAGAAGGAGACCCCUAUUAGCACCACGAGUCCCAGAAAAGAAGAGGCAAAAAGUCUUGUAUUGGCGGACAAAGAAAAAGUGGAUUCAGCAAAGAUGGAGACAGAAUCUGCAGCUAAGGAAGUGGACAAAAGCAAGGGUCCAAGAGAGGAUACUGCACAGCGGAGGGGAAGAGAGACAAAGAAGGACGACAAACAUGCAAGAAAACGAUCAUCGUCUAAUGACUCCUCCUCCUCAGAAUCCGACUCUGGGUCUUCAUCGUCCGGCUCCUCCAGCUCAUCAACAUCCUCUAGAGAGAAAACCUGUGACACUACAAGGGGUAAAAGGGUAAGUUGUUUGAAAAGAAUCCCUCUAAUUGGUCCCUGGCAUACAGGGCCUAUCAUGCUGGACAAUUGUAUUAAAUUUGUUUUUUUUCACUGGCCAGAGCAAUGUCAGAGCGAGAGAGAUAGCGGUUCACUCUGUGAUGCAAACUAG